ACGGCCUCGCAGGCGGGUGGCGGCGGCCGUGCUGGCUGCUGAGGGCGGGAGCGAGUGAGUCACUGCGCGCGUGUGAGGGAGGGAAGGAGCGAGGGAGCCAGCAGCCCGCGCCCGCCGCCCUCCCGCAGCUCCCGCCAGGCCCCCCGCCACCGCCUGCCCUCCGCCCAGCGUCCAGGCCGGGCCGAGCCGAGCCGGGUCGGGCCCGGGCCAUGCUGCUCACCGUGUACUGUGUGCGGAGGGACCUCUCCGAGGUGACCUUUUCCCUCCAGGUCGACGCCGACUUCGAGCUGCAUAACUUCCGCGCGCUGUGCGAGCUCGAGUCCGGCAUCCCCGCCGCCGAGAGCCAGAUUGUCUACGCAGAAAGACCUCUCACCGACAACCACAGAUCCCUGGCUUCUUACGGCUUGAAAGAUGGAGAUGUUGUAAUUUUGAGACAGAAGGAGAAUGCAGACCCUCGUCCUCCAGUGCAGUUCUCAAACUUACCCCGGAUUGACUUCAGUAGCAUAGCUGUGCCUGGCACGUCAAACCCCCAACAGCGCCAGCUGCCCAGAGCACAGGCUCAGCACUCGUCUCCUGGGGAAACAGCAUCAUCUCCUCAAGGCUUAGACAACCCAGCCCUGCUCCGAGACAUGCUGCUGGCCAACCCGCACGAGCUGUCCUUGCUGAAGGAGCGUAACCCACCCCUGGCAGAAGCUCUGCUCAGUGGAGAUCUCGAGAGAUUCUCUAGGGUCCUGGUAGAGCAGCAGCAGGACCGAGCUCGGAGAGAACAAGAAAGGAUUCGUCUGUUUUCUGCUGACCCCUUUGAUCUUGAAGCUCAGGCAAAGAUAGAAGAAGAUAUAAGGCAGCAGAACAUUGAGGAGAACAUGACAAUAGCUAUGGAGGAGGCCCCGGAGAGCUUCGGCCAGGUUGCCAUGCUCUACAUCAACUGCAGAGUGAACGGGCAUCCUGUGAAAGCCUUCGUUGACUCAGGUGCCCAGAUGACUAUUAUGAGCCAGGCUUGUGCGGAAAGGUGUAACAUCAUGAGACUGGUGGACCGUCGGUGGGCUGGCAUAGCCAAAGGAGUAGGCACACAGAAGAUUAUUGGAAGGGUGCAUCUAGCUCAGGUUCAGAUUGAAGGUGAUUUCCUGGCAUGUUCCUUCUCCAUACUCGAAGAACAGCCUAUGGACAUGCUUCUGGGAUUGGACAUGCUUAAACGGCAUCAGUGUUCGAUUGACUUGAAGAAAAAUGUACUGGUGAUUGGCACCACAGGCUCACAGACCACCUUCCUUCCUGAGGGGGAGCUACCGGAGUGUGCCCGCUUGGCAUAUGGAACUGGGCGAGAGGACAUACGGCCAGAGGAGAUUGCAGACCAAGAAUUAGCAGAAGCCAUUCAAAAAUCAGCAGAGGAUGCAGAGAAAAGCUGUAAAGAAUCUACCUCACAGGGAAUGUCAUCGUUGCUGACUUCAGAUGGAUUCCACCCUCCAGCCCCUUCUUCUGGGCAGAGUCCUGAGGUUGGCAGCCCUACGAGUCUCGCUCGCUCUGUCUCUGCUUCAGUCUGCGCCAUCAAGCCCAGUGACCCCAGUAGCAUUGAACCUAUAGCUAUGGAGGCUAUGAAGACUUCGGCUGAAUUUCAGACAAGCUCUAAGAAAACAGACCCUCCUCCUCCUCUGCAGGGUCUUCCUGAUCUCGCUUCCCCAGCAGACCAGAAUCCAGCUAUGCCUUUUCGUAAUUCAUCUGAAGAAGCAUUUGUUGCAGAUAAUCCAGAGAAAGCUGCUGAAGGAAGAACCCAGGGCCUCAGAGUUUAUCUCCAUACAAGACAGGACACUAGUUUCUCUCACACAGCUACUGGGAUGCAUGAGCCACAGGUAUUUGUGGAAGAAAAGAAUUGGCAUCCAGAAAAUCAGAACCCAAGUCAAGUGAAUGGCCUUCAGCAACACAGAGAACCACACAAUGGGAGUGGACAGCAGAACGUUCCACAUGACCAAGAAUGUCUUUGUGACACAGAAGAUCUUGAACUUCAUGAAGAAAAUCAACAGGACCAAGAAAAAAUUGUCAAUUUGAAAGCUGUGAUGAAAAGAGAUGAACUUCAGACAAAUGCUCAUCUUCUAAGUACAGAGAAAAGUCUAGCUUCAGGGUACUGUAGCUGUUCAUGCUCAGAAACCCUGAUGGAAGUGGAUACAGUUGAAGAGUCUCUGGUUGCUCUGUGCAGCUCAACAGGCAGGCAGAAUGUCAGUGUCAAGAGCCCUGGUGCAUCGCAUCUCACUUCAGAUAAUCCCUCAAUGGAAGUGGAAACAGGACAGUGUAACCCCUCCUGUGAAAGCAUGGAACAUUCCAUUUCGACCCGGCAUUUGCAGCUCCCAGAAGAUACUGUUGAAAUGUCUGUGAUGGAUAGCAAAGAUAGCCGCAGUUCCCCUUCCCCUUUAAGUGACCACGGUCACCCCUCUGUGGAGGCAGCUGAAGAAUUUUGUUCGUCUGUCACAGUGGCCUUGAAAGAACUGCAUGAACUUUUGGUCAUUAGCUGUAAGCCAGCUUUGGAAAAUGCACCUGAAGAUGUUACCUGUCAGUCAGAGAUGGAAGCUGAGAGCCAAGCAGGUAUUUUGGACGUUUCAGGAAAGAGGGCCCAAAAUGAGCAUCUGAUCCCUAGUGACCAGUACCCACAAGUCUCCUGUCACGAGGCCACCUCUGAAUCAGAAAAGACAGACAUCGUAGGCACUGCACCUUGUGCUGGGAUAGAAGAUAAAGCAUACACUAGCUUCAGGGGUCUGGGCGAUAGCUUGUCAAAUGGCAGAGAAGUUGCCCCCAGACCAAGGGAGUCGGCCAGGAAGAACUGUUCUGUCGUUAUAACCUCAGCCAAACCAUCUGAUGAGUCACGCUGCACCUCAGGUGUAGAAAUGUCACCCACAUUUGCAGUAGGUGAGGAGGGUACCCACAGUCAGCCUUCUGAGCACAUGCAGAAUCCAGGCACAGACGGGCCGGAGACCAGCGAUGUCUGCCCUGGAGCUGCGCCGCCCUUUCAUGGAUUGGACCCACCUGCUACACAGCCCUUGUCUUCUCCCUCCGCUCUCCCGCCGUUCAUCUUUCCCGCCGCAGAUGUUAACCGGAUUCUUGGUGCCGGCUUCACUCUGCAAGAAGCCCUCGGGGCUUUGCAUCGAGUUGGUGGGAAUGCAGACCUUGCACUUCUUGUCUUGCUAGCAAAGAACAUUGUGGUCCCUACGUAAUCGUGGGACAGUGGGCUGACUGUACUCCAUUCCGUUUGUGAAAGCCCUCUCCACACAGAUACACACUCACCACACACAUACACAGUAUAUGUAGAAACCUGCAAGCAAAAUGUUGAGCCAGAUUUUUUUUUUUUUUUCCGGCCAAAGUAAUUUAUGAUCUUUUGUCUGAUGAAUUUGUCUAUUUUACUUGUUAAAUUUUGGGCCUUUUAAAAUGUAUUGGCAGUAUGUGCAUACAAAAGCUUUUUAUUCUCAUUAAGAUGAUGUAUUCUGGAAUAAAAUGGAUGGUUUUGUGUA
This is a messenger RNA of Peromyscus eremicus (cactus mouse), 3491 nucleotides long. RefSeq names its product protein DDI1 homolog 2. The record is from RefSeq and is a predicted model, not a curated record. Gene Ontology annotation, biological process: proteolysis. Gene Ontology annotation, molecular function: protein binding; aspartic-type endopeptidase activity. The coding region runs from base 210 to 3197 and encodes 995 amino acids. The transcript is spliced from 9 exons. NCBI's taxonomy places the organism in Eukaryota, Metazoa, Chordata, Mammalia, Rodentia, Cricetidae.